Messenger RNA from Fundulus heteroclitus (mummichog), 4050 nucleotides. Its product is annotated as serine/threonine-protein kinase PAK 4. Gene Ontology annotation, molecular function: protein serine/threonine kinase activity; ATP binding. The transcript has 9 exons. Lineage: Eukaryota; Metazoa; Chordata; Actinopteri; Cyprinodontiformes; Fundulidae. Gene Ontology annotation, cellular component: cytoplasm. Bases 622 to 2724 code for a protein of 700 amino acids. The record is from RefSeq and is a predicted model, not a curated record. Gene Ontology annotation, biological process: intracellular signal transduction; regulation of MAPK cascade; protein phosphorylation.
GAGAGGGAGGUGGGAGGGUGCGCGUAUAGAAAGGCAGCGAGCUUGAGAGGGGAGAGGAAAAAAAGAAGAAAAGGAGGAGCGAGGAUGGGUGGAAGGCGCUUCAUGAUGGGGCCGUGAUAUUCUCUCCUCACGGAGGCUGCCCCCCUUUUUUUUAUUAUUAUUAUUAUUUAUUUCCCUCUUCUUUACCAUGGCUUUGUCCGAGCUCAGUGCAGCGUCCCCGGGAGGAACCGCCGGCGCACGGCGCAGCACUCAGCCGGGGAGCCGGAGAUGAAUCAGCCCCAACAAAGAGCCUUUGAGAUGGCAACGUGUGCCUGCGCCUGGAGGGAGGAACGCAUCAGGCUUUCCCAGGCAAGCGGCAGCCUGCAGCGCUCUCUGGCUUGAGAGAGCCAGUCCUUCCUCGUCGCUGUGUGUGUGUGAGUGAGGGAGGGAGAGAAGAAGAGGAGGAGGAGGAGGAGGAGGAGGAUGGAUGGAUCUGCUGUGUGUGGAGCUAUAUGAGCGUGGAUGUAAGGGAGCAAGUGGGUAAUUGUGCUUCCAAUCCUUCCUGGAGGAGCGAGGCUCUUCUUCGUUGGACAGCAAGGGACACGCUGAAGCGGGCAGGCUGCCUCCCUUUCGGGCCUGAGGAUGUUCCGCAAGAAGAAAAAGAAGAGGCCUGAGAUAUCAGCGCCGAAGAACUUUGAGCACCGCGUGCACACCUCGUUCGACGCCAAGCGCGGCUGCUUCGUGGGCCUGCCGACGCAGUGGCAGAGCCUGAUCGAAAACCUGCGGAGGCCCAGACCCAUGGUGGACCCCUCCAGGAUCACGGAGGUGGAGCUGAGGCCAAAAAAGACCAUCGUGCGCGGGAGCAUGGUCGGUCACGGGGAAUACAUCUCCGCCAUGAUCAACGACAUGAGCCGCCUGUCCGUGACCAGCUCCAACUCUUUGCGGAAGAGUAGCCCGUCAGCCAGGAAGAGGGCCCAGUCUCUGGGAAGGCUGGGCGAGGUAAACGAAGGGGACGGCUACCAGUACGAGGGCCUGACCCAGGAGGAGGACGACGACGACGACGACGAGAUGGACGAGGGUCAGGAUCGCUGGAGGGACAAGGGCAGGAACAUUCACAGUGAAACCAACACCCCUUACCUGGGCAUGAAGAAGAGCAUCACUCUGCAGCCCAAUGGAAUAUUGCCAAAAGCCAAAUCAACCUAUGAGGUCGGCGUCAGCUCGGUGGAGGGGCCCUCGCAGCCUCCUCCGCCCCAGAACGUACCAGCACCGAGUCAUGAACCGUACAUGAGCGGAGAGGUGGGGAGUCCUCAAGAAAGGCUGAUAUGGAAGAGAGACUUCCAGCUUCCCAGAGGAAUGCCGCCGAGUCAGAGACCUGUAGCAUGUUUUUACAGCCCUGCCGUGACCCUGCAGCAGCUCCACGGAGAUCAAGGGACCAUUGGAACGGAGCUCCGACCCAAUGUACCCAUGUACAUGCACCCACAGAACAGCCCGGGGAGGCCCUUCUCCUCCUAUGACCUGAAAGCAGAGUCGUCGGUGAGAUACCACUCCGGUUUCCUGCCAACCGGCACCAGCAGUCCUCUUGUAGGAGGCAUUAGACCUCAGCGCAUGGUGCGUUCAUCGGCAAGCUACACUCUAGGCCUGUCUCCCAAUAUUGGGCUGAGGCCAAGUGUGCCAGAGCCCUUCCUUAGGCACUCUGGGUGCCCCAACCCCCCCUACCCACGGCAGGACAGCCCAUCCCAACCUCGGCCCUCACCCACUGGCUCAUUAGCCACCAGUCCUCAUGGAACUUGCUCCCCUGCGUUUAGACCACCUCAACAUCCUGCACCCCGACCGCCUCCUGACCCACCCAAGGUGACGCACGAACAGUUCAAAGCAGCCCUGCAGAUGGUGGUGGACAAGGGCGAUCCGCGGACUUAUCUGGAGAACUUUGUGAAGAUCGGGGAGGGCUCAACGGGGGUGGUGUGCAUCGCUACGGAAAAGCACACUGGAAGGCAAGUCGCUGUGAAGAUGAUGGACCUGCGGCGGCAGCAGAGGAGGGAGUUGCUCUUUAACGAGGUGGUGAUCAUGAGGGACUAUCAGCACAAGAACGUGGUGGAGAUGUUCAAGUCUGCCCUGGUGGAGGAGGAGCUGUGGGUCAUCAUGGAGUACCUGCAAGGGGGGGCACUGACCAACAUCGUGUCUGAAACCAGGCUGAGCGAGGAGCAGAUUGCCACAGUGUGCGAAGCUGUUCUGCAAGCCCUGGCCUAUCUCCAUUCACAGGGCGUCAUUCACAGAGACAUCAAGAGUGACUCUAUCCUACUCACAUUAGAUGGACGGGUGAAGCUGUCAGACUUUGGUUUCUGUGCCCAGAUCAGUAAGGACAUCCCUAAGAGGAAGUCCCUAGUAGGGACACCAUAUUGGAUGGCUCCUGAGGUCAUAUCCAAAUCACCAUAUGGCACCGAGGUUGAUGUCUGGUCGAUGGGUAUCAUGGUGGUGGAGAUGGUCGACGGCGAGCCCCCGUACUUCAGCGAAACGCCCGUUGCAGCAAUGAAGAGGCUCAGAGAUGAGCUGGCUCCGACUGUUCGAAACGUCAGCCAGAUCUCUCCAGUUCUCAAAGACUUCCUGGAUCGCAUGCUGACCCGUGACCCUCUGGAGCGGGCCAGCGCCACUGACUUGCUGGAACACCCCUUCCUGCUCCAGAGCGGUUCGCCUCAGUGUCUGGUCCCACUGGUGGAACAGUACCGGAAACGCAUGUCUCGCUGCUGACCCGUUUGAGCUCAAAGUCCCCCAACGGCCCAACUUCAGCCUGCCCUGUACUGUAACAGGCCUCCCGAAGAGGACUAGCGCCAGGAUCCAGCCCUCCUAAUGGGGCUGAAGGCUUCAGGGAAGCAGACCCGGGCAGCACUCUGCUGCCAGCGUCACGGUGGCUAGUUUGUUGUUUGUCAGGCGCGGCAUGGUCUCGGGCAUGUGAGAAGCACUUUAGGAGUGAGUUAAAGGCAGCAUGCGAGUCCUCACCUCUCAACACAAUUGGCUUCCUGCAACUUUCAGUACGGAUCAACACGGCACAAUGUGGUGCAUGACGCACUGACAGCAGAAGUCCAUCUUUCACUCAAGUUCCAAACAAGUGCUACUCCAAAAACCCUUCACGGUGUUUUUUUUUUUUUUUUUAGUGGGCAUUAAUGCAAAGCUGUGCAAAACUCAUUAGGCUCAAACCACGGUAGCUCAUUAUGAGAGGAUAAAGGUACCUCUGCACACUCACUCUGUUGUGGAAAUUGGACGACGACUCACUCUUUGCAUGGCCAAAUGGAGGCACACCUGGCCUGAUGUGAAUGCUUGAAUAUGUACUGGGGAUGUGAAAGACAAUUCUCCUAUAUUUGCAUAAUAAAUGGGUAAAUAAAAGCCCAGCUGCUAACAUUGGACCACUGGGAACAAAACAGUGCCACUCUCCUCUUUUACUCCUCUUUUACAUAUCUAUUUAUUUAUACAUAUAUAUAUAUAAAUAUUAAAAAAAAGGUGUUGUUGGUUGUUUGUAUGAUGUGAAAUUGCAAAUAUGGUUACACAAUGAAUAAAUAUGGACUCCAAACAUACUCAGACACAUUAAUAAUGUAAAUAGAAAUCCUAAAUACUAGGGUCCUUACCACUGGUAGCUUUGAAUCUUACUUUAAUUUCCUAAAAUGUGAGUGUAUAGUUUUGUAUGUAUGUGUAAAGGAGCAGGUGUGCGUUAGGCAACAUGUCAUUGUUGAUACAAGCCUCUUUGUAUUGUGACGGACGUGACAGAGGGAAAAAAAAAAGAAAAACCCCAAAAUGUGCAGUGAUCCUGAACACCCGUGUGCGUGUGUGUGUGAGAGUGUGUGUGUGAGAGUGGAAGAGGGACUGUUUUGCAUUUGUUUGCCUAGACAAAGCACACAGGCCUGGCAUGUAGUGAUGCAGGACACCUUCCUGCCCAGAAAACACUUUGCACAUAGUCUUUGUAAUCCGACACGGAUACACUGGUUUCGUGUAUUUCUAUGCCUCUGUGGAUCAUUCAUGGCAAAGAGAGCGAUGCGUUUUAAUUUUGUAGAAAUCAAUAAAUGAUGCGUACCGAACCCUAAA